Coniophora puteana RWD-64-598 SS2 is the source of this 921-nucleotide messenger RNA. RefSeq lists its product as uncharacterized. The coding region runs from base 1 to 921 and encodes 306 amino acids. Gene Ontology annotation, biological process: regulation of DNA-templated transcription. Gene Ontology annotation, molecular function: sequence-specific DNA binding; DNA-binding transcription factor activity. The transcript is spliced from 2 exons. The record is from RefSeq and is a predicted model, not a curated record. Lineage: Eukaryota; Fungi; Basidiomycota; Agaricomycetes; Boletales; Coniophoraceae.
AUGUCUCCCGACCGCCGUAUCAAAGCCACCCCAAGCAAAUCCCUAUCGCCUGUGCCAAAGGUCAAGGCUGAAGACACUGGUUCAUACCCUUCCUUAAAGUUCGCAUCGCCCUGUUCAACUGGAAGUGUGGCGGACGCCCAGUGGUACUACGCUGCCACAGUGUAUGGUUCAUAUUGUAUGCCAGCGCCGCAAUACACGUACCUCCCGGCCUCUCCUCUGGACGUCUACUUCUGCAACAAGCUCGGCAUCCCCGCUUACUACAAUAUCGUCCUCGACCAUGUGGACUACCUCCAGGCCAAGGGGGUCAUCACGAACCGUGUUCCACUGGUGCUUCUCCUUGGGCUUGCUAUCAAAAGCAGCAAAAAAGGUCGCCUCAGCGUCGAAGACCUUUGUGAUAAAAUGACGAGAUACUUCGAGAGGUGGGGCGACCGUCGCAACCAGCGCCUGAAAAUGACAUCAAUUCGCACCAUACUCAGCACGAACAUGAUGUUCUACACAGUCCCAAAGCCUGCAGGCAUGCGUGGCCGAGGCGAAUGUUGGGCACUGGAUCUUUCUCGUGGAGAUGGGUGGAAGGAGUACCAGCCGCGGAGUACAAUCGAGAGCGUUGCCCAAUCGAAGGCAACCGAACAAACCAUGACAAUGAAAGAAGGAGCAAGGAGCACUGACAAGUCUGCCGCCGUCAUCCCGGUUGCUUCCGUGUCACGGCCUGAACAGUGCCCUUCGAAGACGGUUGGCGAUCUCUACGAUUCCGCGAGACUGGAGUAUGGUGAUGAAGAGACAGAAGUAAACUCUGGCCAAGAACACUUUGAUCCUUAUCUUCCACUAGGUCUCGAAGUCGGAUUUGGUAGAGAUAGUAGUGGCGCACACGAGGGGCAAGGUGACGAGCUUUUGGGUGUCAUUUCAGGCUCGAUUUGGUAUUGA